Messenger RNA from Bathycoccus prasinos, 1389 nucleotides. RefSeq lists its product with no specific name. Gene Ontology annotation, biological process: transcription initiation at RNA polymerase II promoter; transcription open complex formation at RNA polymerase II promoter. The transcript has a single exon. The record is from RefSeq and is a predicted model, not a curated record. NCBI's taxonomy places the organism in Eukaryota, Viridiplantae, Chlorophyta, Mamiellophyceae, Mamiellales, Bathycoccaceae. Bases 1 to 1389 code for a protein of 462 amino acids. Gene Ontology annotation, cellular component: transcription factor TFIIE complex.
AUGUCCGAGUACCGAAAACUCGCCCGCCUGGCGGCGCGCGCGAUAUACAAACAAACCUACGCCUUGGAACGGAAAAAAGCGUCGCAACGCGACUUUGACAGCGCCAAGCAACACGCGAAAGCCGGCGGCGGUUUAGGAAGACCAUCGUCGCACUUUGGACGAACGCAACAAGAGUUCCCGGGUGUAGUCGAGAUCGUCGUCGACGCGCUCACCCGACGCCAGUGGAUCCGAGAGGACGAUUUAGCCGCCGCGUUAAAGCUCAAUCCGAAACAACUGCGACGAGUACUCAGACACUUGGAAACUCUGCGCGUUUUAAAACGAUCGCACGUGAAAGAAAGACAAGCUUUGAAAGAGCAAAGAUUGGUGGAACGAGCAGGUAUGAGCGAACGAGAAGCGAGCGAAGCGGUGGAGAAGAAAACCGCGAGUUGGUGCUGCUUGGAGUACAGUCGGAUCGUGGAUACUUUGAGGUUUGGCUUGAAAGGGGUGAAAGCAGAGCUCGAGCGGUUACUCGCCGGUGGGACGUUUGAAGAGUCGUACGCGUGUAAGAACAAAGAGGAGUGCGGGAAGCGGUUUAGCGCUUUAGAUACCGCGAGGUUGUUCGAUGUGAAACGAGGCGGGUUUGUGUGCGAUACUUGCGGGACAGACGUCGUGAGAGAAGGGGAAGAGAACGAUGAUGAGGAGGAUGGGAACGACGACCAAGCAAACGCAUCGAGUGGAGGCAUCGCGAAAGAAUCGAAACAAGCGUUAAAAUUGAGAAUGAAGAAAUUUUCCGAUCAAAUCGCCGGCAUUGAACGCCAAAUCGCCAAGUGUCUGCGGUAUCCUGCGCCGUCGUUCGGGACGUUGCAAGAGUACGUGGUCGCGAAAAAACGGUCGAAAGAAGCGAGAGAAGCCGCCGCGAUGGGACAAGCUGGUGGUCAAGGGUAUUGGGGGUCCAUCGGCGUCGCUCGAGGGACGCAAGCGUUUGAGCAGAGAUUGGAAGAGACGACGUUUGAGAUUCAAAUCGGCGGCGAGAACGGCGACAAAACGACGAAUCGAGGUGGAGACGACGGUCAAGAGAAAAAAGAAAUGCCGGAAUGGAUCACGAGAGAGUUGCAAGUGGACGAACAAGGUAAAGAUGCAAAGAAACGGAAAAUUGAAGGCGCGGAUGCCGCCGAAAAGGAAGAGACGACGGAUGCGGUGCAAGAGCAAUACGCGAAGGCGUUAUUGGCGGCGUUGCAAGCGCAGCAAAGAGAUACGACCGAACAAGCAAAGGCGAAAGUAGAAGACGAGCGCGAGAAAGAGGAAGGGUUAGUGGCGGCGGCGCGACAAGAAGGUGGAGACGUGGAGAUGAAACCGGCAGCCGGGGAGAAGGAGGAGGAAGAAGAAGAGGAAGAGUGGGAGGAAGCGUAA